UGUUUCUUUUCAGAUGUCAGUGUUUCAAUAUUAAACAAUUGAUAAUUAUGAAUAACGUGGUUUGGACAUGGUGCUGUGUGUUUGCAAUAUUCAUUAAGAGAAUACUCUUGAGUAAACAGGAAAAUUGACACAAAAUUGGACUUUUUUACAAUUAUAGCAAUCUGUCAUGGCCAAGUUGGAGGUGGAGUCUGGCUUUGUCGGAGAUAAAUACAGAUCCUUCAUAUAUGAUGAAGCUGACACAACUCUUUGGAGACACGGUGGCCCACCAGUCUACACCGAUGUCAACAAGCUUUUUGAAGAAGGUCGCACCAAGGAGUGGCCCAAAGGAUCACUUGAAGAGACAGUGCAGAACGCGAUAAAAUCAUGGGAGAUGGAACUUUCGCAUAAAACUCGCUUGAAAGAUUUUAGGACGAUAAAUCCGGAGAAGUUCAAGCUUUUUGUUAACGGAAGAAAGGGCUUGUCUGGGGAGGAGACUCUACGUGUUGGAAGUUAUAAUGCGCUGCUUGCGAACUCUCUGCCGAAGGAACUGAAGUAUUACAAAGCUGACGAAGAAACAUUUGAAUCAUCUCACGAGGCGUUCAGAUCAGCUUUCCCGCGUGGAUUUGCAUGGGAGGUGAUCCAAGUUUAUAGCGGACCACCUGAAAUCGCUUUUAAAUUUAGACACUGGGGUUUCUUUGAAGGUCCUUUCAAAGGACAUGCUCCGUCAAAAAAAAUGGUCGAAUUCUACGGUUUAGGAACCCUCAAGGUUGACGGUUCUCUGAAAGUGGAAGAAGCAGAGAUUUACUACGAUCCAGCGGAAUUAAUGGGAGACCUUCUCUCGGGACCGAAAUUUGAAGAUGACACCAAAUCUUCAGAGCGUCCUCAAGGAUGUCCACUCUCCAAAUGAUUCCGAUUUAAAGAACUAAUUUUACUUUUCCUGUGAUCUAAUGGUAAAUUGAGAACCUAACUUCUAAGUUAUUCACUAUAGAAAAGUAUUUCGUCCACCAAGAAAGAAUUGCCGCGCAUGACGAUGCCAUUCUAUUUGUAUGCUUGAAACGUAAUCAGAUUUUAUAUUUUACUUAGUUCCUGUCUGCUCGUAGCUAUUUUUGCACCAAUGCGCGAUGUUGUAACAGCAAUGUUUUGCGAAAUCCGGGUGUUAAUACGGGUAUUUUAUAUCACUGAAGAAAAAAUGAAGUUGAUGUCACAUUCUGGAUGUAAAAAAAGUGUGCGACAACUUAUAGUACGCUGAAUUACCCUUUGCAGCAGUUACUUUAGGAAUGCCAAGAUGUAAAACUAACUGCUGUGGCAGGUAAUUUAGUAUUUUAUAAGUUCUACGCACUUUUUCUACAACCAGAAUGGUAAACCAACUGAACUUUUUUUCGGUGUAAGACAGAAGUUCCUAAAUCCAUAAAAAAGUUUUCGGAAAAAAUUAAUUACAAUUAUAUGAAUUCAAAAAGGUGCUUUUGUAUUCUUUUUUUGUAUUCUUAUUUUUUGUUCCACUUUUCAAAUAGCGACUUUCUGCACGUUCGUAUUAUAAUAUUGUAAGCACAUGAAUGAAUAAUAUUAUGAUUUACUAUAAACUGAAGUUAUUUGAAAAUUAUUGCGGUCUUCUCGUGACAGGCUUUAUUUGAUCGAUAAACAAGAGUUUCGAGGGCUAAGAAACCGAAUAGAAGGCUGCAUUUACCGAUCGUUGAAAUUUUGUGAAAAAUACUUGACUCGUUAUCAUCAGUUGGGUCAGAUUUUAUUUUUACUCGUUAAUUUUGCUAAAAUAAUUGCUUUCCUUUAAUACAUUUCUGUUUUUUUUU
Messenger RNA from Bemisia tabaci, 1784 nucleotides. RefSeq lists its product as uncharacterized. NCBI's taxonomy places the organism in Eukaryota, Metazoa, Arthropoda, Insecta, Hemiptera, Aleyrodidae. The record is from RefSeq and is a predicted model, not a curated record.